Quercus robur (English oak) is the source of this 4771-nucleotide messenger RNA. Its product is annotated as putative disease resistance protein RGA4. Gene Ontology annotation, molecular function: ADP binding. NCBI's taxonomy places the organism in Eukaryota, Viridiplantae, Streptophyta, Magnoliopsida, Fagales, Fagaceae. The record is from RefSeq and is a predicted model, not a curated record. Gene Ontology annotation, biological process: defense response to fungus. Bases 814 to 3738 code for a protein of 974 amino acids. The transcript has 6 exons.
AUAUCGCUCACAUCUAACCUUCUCAGUUCUCACAAAGAUAGCAAUCAUUCAAUUCCCAGUAAGAAAUGGCGAAAGGAGUUCUGUUCGACGUUGCUGCGCGAAUCAUAGAGAAAGCAGAUCAUCUCUUAGGCCAAGAGAUCGGACAACUCUGGGGUGUCAAAGAUGAGAUUGUAAAACUCCGGGAGAGGGUUUCCACAAUCAAGGCUGUGCUUCUGGAUGCUGAGAAGGAGAGGAAGCAGAGCAAUGAAGUCAAAGAGUAGCUGAAAAGGCUGAAUGAUGCCAUUUAUGAUGCAGACAACUUGGUGGAUGACAUCUCCACUGAAGCUUUACGAUGGGAAGUGAUGACACGGAAUAAGAAGGCAGAACAGGUACGCAUCUUCUUUUCCAAAUCGAGACAGUUUGCAUAUGGUCGUAAAAUGAGUCAUAAGGUUAAGACAAUGAGGGAGAGGCUAGAUGCCAUGUCAAGGGAUAUGGAGUUGUUCCACUUCGAGGAACGUCUUGUGGAGACACAAGAUAGGAAUAGGGUGAGAGAGAAGACUCUUUCUCAUGAAAAAUUUGUUGGGAGAGAGGAAGAUAAGCAGGAGAUUAGAGAAUUCCUUUUUGAUCCUAAUGUUGAAGAGAAUGUUUCAAUCCUUUCUAUAGUUGGAGUGGGAGGGAUAGGGAAGACCGCGUUAGCUAAGCUCAUAUUUGAUGAUGAGAAGGAACAUUUUGAGCAAAAAACUUGGGUGUGUGUAUCUGAUAACUUUGAUGUAAAAAUAAUUGUUCAAAAAAUCUUAGAGUUUGCAAAAAAAAAAGAACCAAGAAAACCUUGAAAUGAAAACAUUGAUCAAUGAUCUUAAGAAAGAAAUUCAUGGAAAGAGAUGUUUACUUGUGCUGGACGACUUGUGGAAUGAAGAUCCUGUAAAAUGGCUUAACUUAAAAAACAUUUUGGUUGGUGUUUGUGCAAGAGGCAGCAAAGUAUUAGUGACAACACGCAAUGCAUUGGUUGCAAAGAAUGUACGAAGUAGUCACAUAUUAUUUUUAAAAUUUUUGAGUCCAGAGGAUUCUUGGACUUUAUUUAGGCAUAUGGCAUUUGAAAAUGGACAAGAGCCAAGGAAUUCAAUCAAGGGGUAUAUUGGAUGGCGAAUCACGUUGUGGUGUGAAGGACUCCCUCUUUUCAUAAAGACUAUAGGAGGUCUACUUUACUUUAGAAACUCAGAAGAAGAAUGGGUUUCGUUUAUAAAUAAUGAACUCUCAAAUUUAGAUACAGACAAAAUUGGUUUCCUAUCAAUACUUAUGCUGAGUUAUGAUAAUCUUCCAUCGUAUUUGAAGCAAUGCUUUACUUAUUGUUGUUUAUUUCCAAAGGAUUACAAAUUUCAUAAACCAACCUUGAUUCAAAUGUGGAUCGCACAAGAAUUCAUUAGGUCUCCAGAUCAAAACCUAGAACUUGUUGAUCAUGAUUAUUUCAUGGAAUUACUUUGGAGAUCAUUCUUUCAAGAAGUUGAAAAAGAUGAAAGGGACAAUAUAUUAUAUUUCAAAAUACAUGACAUUAUGCAUGAUCUUGUGGUAUCAGUAGCAAAAUUUGAUAGCACGUUUUUUUGUUCAAAUGAGGAAAUUAAUGAGAAAAUUCAUCAUGUGUCAUUUGAUGGUUGGUUACACUCAUCAUCACAAAUUCCAAUCUCAUUGUUUAAAGCUAGAAGGAUAAGAACAUUUCUUUUGCCAAGACAACCGGAUAAUCCAUGUAAAAGAUUGGAUAAGUCAACUUAUAGUGCACUUGUCACAAAUUUUAAGUUCAUACGCUUGUUGGAUCUACAUAAUCUUGGGAUUGAAAUAGUUCCAAGUUCUAUCAAGAAGAUGAAGCAUUUAAGGUAUCUCCAUCUAUCUUAUAAUGAGCAUAUCAAGAUACUUCCGAAUUCCAUUACAAAAUUACAGAAUUUGCAAACACUUAAACUCACUGCUUGCACACAACUUAUAGAAUUGCCAGGAGAAAUUAACAGAUUAGUCAACCUCAUGUAUCUUGAGAUUAGUGGCUGUGUGGAUUUGAAACCUUUGCCACCUGGAAUGGAUCAAUUGACCAAAUGUGUUACAGUGCAACAACCUGCGGUGGGAAAGGACCCGAGAGGAAGUCUCUUAAUUGAACUACGUCAUGGGAUAGAUGCCCCCUUAGAAUCUGAUGUUGCAAAUUUGAAAGAGAAAGAGCACCUUCAAGUCUUGGAAUUGCGUUGGAUUGAAGAUGAAGUUGAAGAGAGGGAUGUUGUUAAUGAUGAGCCAUCACUCGAAGCAUUGGAGCAGUAUCCAAAUCUUAAAGUAUUGUCUAUAUAUAGGUACUGGGGAGUGAGCUUUCGAAGUUGGCAAUUGUCCCUCACAAAUAUUGUCGAACUUGUAUUUUGUGGAUGUAAGAAAUUGCAAUAUCUACCACAAUUGGAUCAAUUUCCUUCUCUUAAGGUUCUUGAACUUGAUUCGUUGCUUUCUAUGGAGUACAUAGAAGAAAGAGAUAGCAAUGAGAUCUCUGGUCGUUCACUUUUCCCAUCUCUAGAGGAGCUCAGACUCAAGUAUUGCCCUAAUCUAAAGGAAUGGUGGCAUAGGCGGGAUUCCAUUAUGGAGGUCCAUGAUGAUCAUAAAUCUGUUGGAAUUAACACAUCCACAACGUCAAUGACAAAGAAUGAUUUACUGCCUUCAUUUUGUCAUCUUUCCAAUUUAUGUAUUCGGGGAUGCCCUAAGCUCACUUCCAUGCCUUUGUUUCCAAAUCUAGAAAAGCUAGAGUUGUGUUACUGUAGCUUCGAGCCAUUGAAGCGGACAAUUUGUUCUACAUUUGCCUUCCCUCUCUCCAAAUUAACAUCUCUUGAAAUUGGACGGAUGAAGGAACAUUUACCAAAGGAGUGCUUGCAAAACCUUGGUUCUCUCAAUUAUCUAUUGAUAUAUGAUUGUCAUGGUCCUCUCCUUCAAGGUAUUCAACAUCUCACUGCGCUUAAGAAAUUGGACAUUUGUUCCUCUGAGGUGUUUGAUUUACCCAAUGAUGAAAUUGAGGAAUGGCAAGGCCUUAGGAGUCUUAACUCUCUAUGUCUCUUUCAGCUUCUAGAACUAAAGUCCCUCCCAUUGGGGCUUCAACAUGUCACAUCCCUACAAAAGCUCAUGAUUGAUUAUUGUCCUAGUUUGAACAAUAUAGAAGACUGGAUUCACAACCUCAAAUCUCUUCAAUCACUGGAAAUUUUGCAAUGUCCCAAAUUGAAAUCAUUGCCAAGGGGGAUUUGUGGCCUUACCUCAUUAGAGACGUUAGUUGUUUUGAAGUGCCCUAAUUUCACAUCGUUUCCUAAUGAUAUGCAUGGACUUGUCUCUUUGCGAGUACUGAAUAUUUCGGAAUUCAUCAGUUUGACAUCGUUGCCUGAAGGAAUACAUGAUCUUACCUCUCUACAAACACUGGACAUUUCGAAGUGGCUCAAUUUGACAUCAUUGCCUGAAUGGAUGGGUGACCUUGCCUCUUUGGAAACACUCUAUAUUUCGGAAUGCCCCGAUUUGAUAUCAUUGCCUGAAAAAAUGCGUGACCUUACCUCUUUGCAAACAUUGUGUAUUGAGGAUUGUCCCAAAUUAUUAGAAAGAUGCAAGAAGGAAACAGGUGAGGAUUGGCAUAAGAUUGCUCACAUCCCAAACUUGUUGAGGGACCGAGCGGGAAGAAAAUUAGUUGAAGAACCAGAUGAAGCACAUAAGAAGCUUGCUCUUAAGAAACGGAGAAUCAAAAUUUUUGGGUGCUGCAAUUAUUAAACAAAGUCGACAACUCACAGACCAAAAAUUUGGCACAUGGUGAUAUUUGGGUAUUAUUAUGGGGAGAGUUGAAUCUGGCACUAUUGUGGGGGAGAAUCGAAUCUAGCAACCACACUACAGGAAUUAGCUUUGCUGUGAAGGCAUUUUCUUGGUUCAAUUCCUCUUUCUAUAUAUACUACGAACUUGUGUGUGCUUCUCGGGGCGCAAUUACGUUGAGAUAUGUUGAUGAUUUCUUUUAUAAAGAAUGAAAGUAGCCACGAGUCCUGCGAGAGAAAUUGGCUUACAAAGUAAAGGUGAGGCCUUAUCUCAGUUUAUCUAAAUCAGAAAGAUGAAAGCUUUUAAGCAUGAAUUUCCUUUCUAUGUGCUUAAGAUGCUGUUAGGAGGUUGAUGGAGGAAGCAACACAUUCUAUGGAAGAUUUACUGCUGGUAUUCUGGAUUAUGCGUUGAAAUCAUUACAUGCCCCUUACCUCUUUUGUAGAGGCUGGAAAUUCAUCUGUCUCAUCUCAUGACAAUGACGUAAGGGGGAAACUGGUGCCCUAAGCUUUUUUACAUCCUAGAGUUGGAAGGGGAUCCAUUUCAGCAGCAUGAUGUGAUCAUUGCAUAAAUAGAGUGAAAACUGACACUAGGUGAUAUUGGUGUGAGAUUUGUUGGGAGGAUUAAUUCUGGCAUAUACACUGCAAAAAGUGGCUUGUUUAGCAGUUCAUUAGGAAGGAGAGAUGCUAGGAAACAAGGACAACAACAGCAUUGACACACAUGAAUUCUUUUUCUAUUUUUGGCAAACCUUGGUCUUAAUUGAAGCUUCAAAGUCUCAAAAAGGCAAAUGGAUUGGUGUAUUAUUUCAAUGUAGGAAUCAAAGAGGUUGCAAUAUUUUCAAGGGUUUGAGUUGGAAAGUGUAGAGGAAGACUACUGCUAUAUUGUGAUCUUUCAGGGUUCUCUCUAUUAGGAAAGAACAUGAAAAUGAAUGGUAUUAUAGUUAUGACAAUUGGAAAAGUUAAGGAGGUGUUCAAUCUGACUUAGGAGCAUACUACAACUA